Arachis duranensis is the source of this 1757-nucleotide messenger RNA. Its product is annotated as presenilin-like protein At1g08700. The transcript has a single exon. Gene Ontology annotation, molecular function: aspartic endopeptidase activity, intramembrane cleaving. The coding region runs from base 230 to 1552 and encodes 440 amino acids. Lineage: Eukaryota; Viridiplantae; Streptophyta; Magnoliopsida; Fabales; Fabaceae. Gene Ontology annotation, biological process: protein processing. The record is from RefSeq and is a predicted model, not a curated record. Gene Ontology annotation, cellular component: nucleus; membrane.
UCUAAUUCCACCAGUUCCAUAAUGAUCUUAAGCCCUUCAAAAAAGAAUGACACCCGCACCAAACAAACACAGCACGACAAAGAAAAGCAAAUAAAAAAAAAGGGUAGCAUCAAACAAAAUGGAAUCAGCAAUGAAUUACCAUAGUCAUCACUCAUAAGUCAUAACCGUACCUUCACAUCAUCACUCACCCAGCAAGUGUUCGACGAAAUUCCCCAACGAAAAAAGAAAAAUGGAAUCGAGCAUUCUAGAAUCCAUCGGCGUGGAGAUAAUCGGAGUCAUGUCACCAGUCUCCAUCUGCAUGUUUCUCGUCGUCCUCCUCGUCUACUCCCUCUCCUCGUCCUCCUCCCCUUCCUCAGCCGUCUCCGACAUCCGCACCGCCGCUAACCUCGUCUACGCCGAGAACCCCUCCGACACCGCCGCACAGAAGCUCGAGGGAGCACUCCUCAACGCCCUCGUAUUCGUCAUCCUUAUCGCCAUCGUCACCUUCCUCCUCCUCCUCCUGUACUACUACAACUGCACCUCCUUCCUCAAACACUACACGCGCUUCAGCGCCUUCUUCGUCCUCGGCUCCAUGGGCGGAUCAAUCUUCCUCUCACUCAUCCAGCGAUUCUCGAUCCCCGUCGAUUCCGUCACGUGCUUUAUCCUUCUCUUCAAUUUUACCGUCGUCGGGGUUCUCUCCGUUUUCGGCACCGGGAUUCCGAUAAUCGUUCGGCAGUCGUACAUGGUCUGUUUGGGGAUCAGUGUUGCUGCGUGGCUGACCAAGCUGCCCGAGUGGACCACCUGGGUUCUUCUGGUGGCUCUGGCGGUUUAUGAUCUUGUGGCGGUUUUGGCACCUGGUGGACCGUUGAAGAUGUUGGUUGAGUUGGCAUCCAGCCGGAAUGAGGAGCUUCCUGCUUUGAUUUAUGAGGCCCGGCCCACCACAGUGGCGCGGGCCGGGUCUCGCGGAGGGACUAGUUUGGGGCUUUUGGUGACUGGGGUUACAGCAGGCGAGCCGUCUUCAGCGCCGUCAUCGUCGUCGUCAUCGGCAAUUGAGCUUCAAGCUGUGUCUAGGGACAACAAAGAUAGGAAUGUGAAUGAUAAUUUGAAUGAGAAUAGGGAUUAUGGUGGGAAUGAGUACUCUGUUGUGGCAAUGGGUGGUUUUGGGGGUGAGAGGAGUCAGGGUGGGAGGAAUGACGAAGAGGAGAGAUCGCCAUUGGUUGGCAAUGGUGGCGGAGAGGGUGGGAUUGUUGAUGAGGAAAGGCAUGAAGGGAAUGAGAGCAGAGGUGGUGAUGUGGAGAUUGCUGAGAGGGGCAUUAAGCUUGGCCUUGGAGACUUUGUUUUCUACAGUGUUCUUGUUGGUAGAGCUGCAAUGUAUGAUCUCAUGACUGUGUAUGCUUGUUACCUUGCAAUUAUAUCAGGACUAGGCUGCACUCUUAUUCUGCUGUCGGUGUGCCGCCAAGCUCUGCCGGCGCUCCCAAUUUCGAUCACCUUGGGUGUUCUUUUCUAUUUCUUGACCAGAUUGCUGAUGGAACCCUUCAUUGUUGGGACUGCCACAAAUUUGAUGAUGUUUUAAACUGCAAUUAUGUUUAAUUUUUUUGUUUAAGAGAGACAGAAGCUAAAUGGUAGAUAUCAACUAAUGAUUUUCUAUAGGAAGUGAUUUUGUAUAUGGAGAGGUAGUGCUCCAUUGUGCUUAUCUACUUUGUAGUAACAUGCUUGUUCUUAUCAUGUUGCUUUGUGCAGAUAGUCUUGCAACUAAUGAUCAUCUGAUAUCAAGUUUA